This is a messenger RNA of Hymenoscyphus albidus, 766 nucleotides long. The record is from the annotation of a GenBank genome assembly. Lineage: Eukaryota; Fungi; Ascomycota; Leotiomycetes; Helotiales; Helotiaceae.
CGAACCUUGAACUUUUCAAGAACCAAUUUACGACCUUCAAGAACUUGUCGUUUCAGUCUCCGCUCAACCCGCGGUUAAAUUGAUUGAUUCUCCUGUUCAUCCCAAAUCACAAAUCAAAUUGUAAGGCUACCUCUUCACAACAUCUGCGCGCACCCUGCUCGAUCCAAGUGUCAAGCGCAUGUACUGACCCCUCCUUGCGCAGCUAUCAAAAUGAAGCACCUCGCAGCCUACCUUCUCCUCUCCCUCGGUGGAAAUACCUCUCCUUCCGAGAAGGACAUCAAGACUGUCCUCGAGUCCGUUGGAAUCGAAGCUGAAGAUGAGCGCCUUUCCAGCCUCAUCUCCGAACUCAAGGACAAAGACAUCAACGAGGUAUGCGAAUAUUCCAGAAUUGCGAAUUUGGAACACGCGGGAUACUAAUGAUACUUGCAGUUGAUCGCUGAGGGUUCAUCCAAGUUGGCCUCCGUCCCAUCUGGUGGAUCUGGUGGUGGUGCACCUGCUGCUGGAGGAGCUGCCGCUGGUGGUGCCGCUGCCGAGGAGAAGGUCGAGGAGAAGGAAGAGGGUAUGGAUCAUGCUCAAUCCUUUCCCAAGAACGAUACUGACAAUCUUCUGCAGAUAAGGAAGAGUCCGACGAGGAUAUGGGAUUCGGUCUCUUCGACUAAGCGGUCAAUUCAUGAUACGACGAAUUCGAUCCCUCUUUCUACGAAUACAUGUGGACAGGGCAUUGGGAGAUUGCACCGGCUCCGCCUAUGGUCUGCAUCUCUUGGGA